Molecule: messenger RNA, 5480 nt
Organism: Chanos chanos (milkfish)
Lineage: Eukaryota; Metazoa; Chordata; Actinopteri; Gonorynchiformes; Chanidae
Gene: fgd5a
Product: FYVE, RhoGEF and PH domain containing 5a
Exons: 21
Coding region: 170-4792 (1540 amino acids)
Cellular component (GO): cytoplasm
Molecular function (GO): guanyl-nucleotide exchange factor activity; metal ion binding
Source: RefSeq, a predicted model, not a curated record
AAAUAAACCGCUCUGGAGUAAAUACAGAGGGUUGUAUAAGUGAUGCGGUGUUUUCUCUUCACAGUUAGAAGAAUUUGUCGCUGUUAUUGAAACGCUUGGAUGUACAGUUACUAUAUGAGGAGGAAUAAUGUGGAGUUAUCUGAGCUGCUAUGGGGGAUGAUGUCCGAAAAUGAACACAGAUUGUCAAAAGCUACUCCAACCUCCCAAACAAAAGCUCCGAAGUUAUCUAGCCAUUAAGGUGCAUUCAAAACUCAUGUCAAGGCCUUGUCCGUCUGCUAGAGGUCCCAAACCUCCAGUUGCUCCAAAACCAAGGCUUGCCCUUGAACAAGAAGAUGAACACAGCCAAAGCUGCAUAGGGAAUGGGGAUGUGAUGUGUUCUGAGAGGGAGCUAGAGCAAGAAAGUGAAUCAGAAGCCACCCCAGAUGAAGCGGAUGAGUGCCUAGAGGACCUUGUAGAAAAUGUGGACACCUGUGCAGAGGAAGCGCCAAAGCUGUGCCAUGAAGACCAUGAGAAUCAUGUGGAACAAGGACAAGAGGUCGAUGAAGAGGAAAGGCUAGAGGAAGAAGAGGAGAGAGAAGAUGGCAUUGAAACAGAGUAUGCAGUCUCGCUGAAUUCUGUUGAAGUGGCUGACGUUACGUCUGAUGUGCCUGAUGCAGGCCACAUCAAAGAAUCUGAUGACCUCAGCCCACCUGAGGACACUAAGAACCUUGGUGACACAUUAGAGGGCUCUGCUGAAUGCUUUGAGUGUGAUACUGCCACUGAAGAUCAAAUAAAGGAUGAUUCAGGGGACGAGUGUGAGAAACAGAACCAGUAUGAAGAGGGCAACAAGGCUGAGGAAUAUACAUCAUACUGUAGUAAUGAGGCAGAAGAGCAUUACUGCAAUGACAGUGGAUCCUGUGUGUGUGAGCCUGUCUCUGAGUGUACCAGUGAACAGUGUGAGAACAGAUACACCAAUGAGGAGAAUUUAGACUUUAAUUUACCUAAGGAUGAAGUGGAUGAAGAUGGGUUUUCUUCACAAGCUGCAAAUUGUAGUGAACCGUCUUUAGGUGAGGAGUACCCUUAUGAUGUCAUCGGCCAGCCAGAUGACAACAGCUCUUGGCAGCCUGAACGUGCCACCAAAGACCAAACUGGACGUUUCAGAUUCUCUGAUGAGACAGCUGAAGAGUUUGAGCCUUAUUCAGUAAUAGAGGUAGUGCCUGCAGACAUGAUGUCCACCACAGAUCCAGAGGUGACACUUUCUGACGAUGAAUGUAGUGGCGAGCAAACAAAUUCUUUAGCCCCGUCUGGACCAGAGGGCACGGCAAACCAGGAGCCUAAUUAUCUUUCAUCAGAUGAUGUUGCUGAGGCUGAGGAUGCUCAAGCUCAGACAAGUGACUCAGGUGUAGACCAGGAGCAUUUGGAGGGAAAGCAUAAAGAAAGGCCGAACAGCAGGACAGGCGAUGAAUAUGCAGAUAUUGAGGAGGAUGGAAAUGAUUCAGAACAGGUGGAAUGUGUGUCAUCAGAGGACUAUGUGGAAAUAGGGGACGAUGAUGAGUCAGUUGACAUGGAGCGCAAAAGCAAAGGAAAGAGUAUCAGGCAACGCUCAGCAAGACGAGGGCAGGGCCUCUUAAAUCAGCGCAACAGCUGUCAACCUCGUCUGAGACUUUGUAACAUCACAGUGCCAGUAGACUUAGACCUGGGCAGGACUCCAGAACUGACUAACAGGGUGGUAUUUGCCCAUACCACAGAGGCAUUUGAGGAGGAUAUAGAGGACCUGGACUGUCACAUUGUACCAUUCUUUGAGGACACAGAUUCAGAGAGUGAUGAACACAUCUAUGAGGAGGCUGGCUUUGAUUCAGAAGGCGAGAACAUUAUCUCUCUGGACAGGAAGAGCAUUGUGACCCGCUCCCGCUCCCUCUCUGGGAAAGUACCUGGAUAUGUUCCUGAGACUGUUCCUGAGGAGCCGGGCACUGAGAACCAGACUAAUGAUUAUUAUACUGUGGCCUUAGACCAAAAUGGAGACCCACAGAAAUAUACUGACCAUUCAGAGACGAUUAGAAAGAUCCCUGCUUUAAAGCCGAGGCAUUUCCUUCUUUACCCCCGGUCUUAUUCGGUAGAGGGUCGAGACUUGCCGUUUGCAGCUCACUUGGAGAGUGAUCACUCUCCAAGGGAAGAUGACAGAUUAAAAAGGAAAGAUGACACCCUGUCCCUCCCUUGUGUCAUCACUUCUUCUGGGAGUUUUUCCCAAAGAAGCCACCAGUCCUCUAGUGGUGUGUCCACUCCCACAUCACUGGUUGAUAUUCCACCUCCAUUUGAGCUGGCUUACAUCACCAAGAGACCAGUCACCAAAAGCUCACCAUCUCUUUUAAUUCAGCACGAGUCCAAUGACAAACCAAAAAAGAAAAAGUCCUCCUUCAAACGUUUCCUGGCUCUAAAGUUCAGAAAGAAAAGUGAGAGCAAAGGCCACGGAGAUGGCAGUGUCCGCUCUUCAAGGUCGUCCUCAGAGUCCAGUCACCACGGACCGGUCCGAGUGUUGGAAAUGGACCGCAGGAGUACAAGCAGUUCCCCACAACCUCAGUCUCGCAUGGUCAUACAACAGAGGAGCCCUGAAUUACCUGCCACUUUUGUACUGUACAAGGACAGGCAAAGAAGGAAAGGUGCCCCUAAGACCUACAGCAGUAGGGGUAUAUCAAGAGUGGAGUCCUUUGAGGACCGUUCUAGACCUCCGUUCAUGCCUCUGCCUCUGACAAAGCCCCGGUCCAUCUCUUUUCCCAGUGCAGAUACAUCAGACUACGAAAACAUUCCAGCCAUGAGCUCUGAUUAUGAGAACAUCCAGAUACCACCUGGAAGGCCCACACGGGCAGUCACCAUCACAGAGUUUUUUGACGAUGCAAAUCGGACAGUUGCAUCAAGCAAUGAAAAUGAUGGAUAUGUGGAUAUGAACAGCUUUGCUGGGAUUGAGAACAAACCUCAGACUACAGAGCAGGAGACCGAAAGUGCGUACACUGAGCCCUUCCCAGUAUGUCCCGCUCCUGCCGGGCUUUCUGCUGAGGAAGACCAUGGGCGCACAUCUGAGGAAGAAGAAGGUUGUGCAGAUCAUGGCUACGAUAGGCAGAUUGAUGGCAGAUCUAGAGCCUUCUAUGUUGCCAAAGAACUGGUGGAUUCAGAGAGAGAACAUGUGAAAGCUCUGAAAGUCCUUCAAGAGGAUUUCAGGACGGCAGUGUCGGCAGCUGUUGGGGAAGAUGGGGGGCCUGCUCUUGAAGAGGACACUCUGGGGGAGAUCCUUAGCACUCUCCCCCAGGCGUAUGAACUCCACAGCAGCGUCUUGGCUGAGCUGGAGAGUCGUCUCAAUCAGUGGGAGGAGAGUCAAAGGGUUGUCGAUGUCAUCUUGACACGCCGAGCGGAGUUUGCCGUCUUCUCGACCUAUAUUUCGGAGUAUGACCGAAGCAUGGCACUCUUGGAGGAGAGCUGUAAACAGUACCCCGCUUUUGGGGACAUUGUGAAACAGUUUGAGCAGAGGAGUUCGGACGGGCGACCGGUUCCUCUGAAACACCAGCUGCUGCAGGUUAUCGUUCGUGCGUUGCAGUACCGCAUGCUGCUCACAGAUUACUUGAAUAAUCUUUCCCCAGACUCAAAAGAGUAUGAAGACACUCAAGCUGCUUUAGUGAUUGUGUCCGAGCUUGCCGACCAGGCCAAUGAGAGGCUGAAACAAGGGGAGAACUUACUACGCCUGGUCCACAUUGAAUACAGUGUGAAAGGCAAGAGAGACCUGCUCCAGCCAGGGAGGGUGUUUGUGAAAGAGGGAACUCUGAUGAAAGUGUCCCGCAAAAGCAGACAACCCCGUCACCUGUUUCUGAUGAAUGAUGUGAUGCUAUAUACAUACCCUCAGCAGGAUGGUAAAUACAGACUGAAAAACACUCUCUAUCUGAGUGGGAUGAAGGUCAGUAAACCGGUCGUAGAGAACGUGCUCAACACACUGCGUAUUGAAGUGUCUGAUAUAACCAUCACUCUGUCAGCCAGUUCAUGCGGUGAAAGGGAAGACUGGUUUCACACUCUCAGUAGGGCUAUAGCUGACCAUGCCGCAGGCUUAAACACUUUUGGCUCUUCAAGUGAGGCUCGAGAGAAGUUGUGGAUGUCUCUGGGAGAAGCGGCUCCCAUUCUAGUGCCUGUAUCACAUGUGAUGAUGUGCAUGAAUUGCACUUCAGACUUCAGUCUCACGCUGCGCAGACACCACUGCAAUGCCUGCGGGAAGGUGGUGUGUCGGUCCUGCUCCAGAAACAGGUACCCUCUUAAGUACCUCAAAGACAGGAUGGCGAAAGUGUGUGACCACUGCUAUGCUGAGCUGAGAAGAAAAGGGGGUAAUGUACCGGGAGUGUGUGGGAACGUCAGCCCUCGCUCACACAGGGCCAGUAGGCCUCUCUCCGCAGUGUUCCAGAGCCUUCAGCCGCCAAGCCUGUGGAAGAGCAGAAAGAGUACCUCACCUCUCACACAGGUGUCUGUGGGGGCAGAGGGCUCGACCAUGAGUGGUAGUCUGCAACGACGGAAGAAAAGCAAGAGGAAGUGGAAAAGGCUGUGGUUCCUGCUUAAAGACAAGGUGCUCUACACCUUCAAAGCCCGUGAGGAUAAAGUGGCGUCUGAGAGCCUUCCUCUGCAGGGCUUCACAGUUAAACUGUCAGAACGUUGUGAGGGGGAGGAGAGCGACAGCGUGUUUCAGCUCUACCAUAAGAAAACUCUGUACUACACGUUCAGAGCUGACGACCAGCACACCGCACGCAGAUGGGUUAAUGCUAUGGAGGAGGCUACAGUAUUGUAGCAUCCAUUCACAGAUCAUGGAAUUUUACACUUCUCCCUUAGUUUGCCUAAACACGAACCUUGCGAAGAGGAAACACAAGUUUUAAAACAAUUUCUGUUCAUCUAUGACUGAGGAAAAAGUGCCAUCCGUUUUUCAUGUGGAGUUGUUUGUGAUUGAGGUGCUUCCAUUUUGAUUUGCAGCAGAAGAGCACAAACAAAACAAAAUAAAAUGGAGUCUCUUUACAAGAUUUUCAACAAUACCGCUCCUAGAAGACAUGAACUCUUGAUGUCGAAUGUCAUCCUGCUGCCCGUAAUCUGUGCCAGUGUCUUAAGGAAACAAAAUCCUUCGGAUUAACACAAACAAAUGCUACUGAUGACUUUUCUAACAUUCUCUGGAAACUGUUCAAACAAAAGUGCCAAAUUUAUGACUGCAGUUCAUUGUAGUGUCGUGUGAUCGAGUGUCGCGUCUGAUUUAUCCAUUUAUGUCUCUCUGUGACAUGAAAUUGUUUUUUUUUUUUACAUUUUUCAUUUUGAGGAAACUACCUUUAUAGAUGCUCAAGAAUGCAUCGUUACUGAUAAUUAAUGAACUUAUUUGAAACACGGUGAGUAAAUAUGUUGAGGUAUACAUAAGUUCAUCUCAUUACAUAGAAAAGAGCAUAAUCUAAAAAUUGUAUACGUUUUACAGAUUUGAUUAUAUAUGCAGUCUACUG